GUCAAAGAUAACAAAGCAAAAAAUGUCUAAAUUGACCAAAACCAUGGCAAAUUAUGUGACACAUUAUUCAUUCUUCAUCAUCUUUGCUAUUCUAGUUUCAAUUUUUUCAUUCACAAAAGCUAUGAACAAUGGUUUUAGCAUUGAUCUCAUUCAUAGAGACUCACCAAAUUCCCCGUUUUAUGAUCCUUCCUUAAGUUUCACAGAGCGAAUGAACAAUUCAUUUCAUCGCUCUUUCAAUCGUUCUAUUAAUUUACGUUCGCGAUCCUCUAUCAUUGUUGCUUCAAACAAUGGUGAGUAUCUCAUGCAGUUCUCUUUAGGUACGCCACCUGUGCGUACCUUAGGGGUCGCUGAUACUGGCAGUGACAUCACAUGGACGCAAUGUUUGCCUUGUAAAAAAUGUUUCAAGCAGCAAACUCGUCUUUUCAAUCCAACAAAAUCCUCGACGUACAAACCGUUACCUUGUGGUUCCAAAAUGUGUCACGCAACAUUUUCAACGUCUUGCAACAGAACAAAGAAGACUUGCGGAUAUCAGGUCAUGUAUGGAGACGAUUCAUACAGCAUUGGAGAUUUAGCGACCGAGACGAUACGAUUCGGUUCAAAGAAAAAAGCACAGGUCUCGUUGAAACACACAGUUAUUGGGUGCGGGCACAACAAUGCAGGUACAUUCAGUGGGGACAAAGAAUCAGGGAUUGUAGGCCUUGGAGGAGGGAAAUUUUCACUAAUUUCCCAAAUGGGGUCAUCAAUUGGAGGCAAAUUUUCAUACUGUUUAGCUCCAUUUCUCAAACACAGUUCUGUUCCAAAAAGCAAAAUACAUUUUGGUUCUAAUGCAGUUAUUUUGGGCAGUAAAGUUGUGACAACACCUUUAGCUAAAAAAUCUCCAGCAACAUUCUAUUUUCUCACACUGGAAGGUGUAAGUGUGGGUAAAAAAAGACUGGAUUUUCGAAAAGUGGCUUUCUCAUAUGAAGAAGGUAACAUUAUUUUGGAUACAGGGACAGUAUUAACUAUGUUUUCGCCCGAAAUUUACGUUAAAUUAGAAGCAAUGGUGAAGGGGCAAAUUAAGUUACCAACUGUGGUUGAUCCAACAGGUGCACUAAGUUUGUGCUACAAAUCUCUGUCCAUUGAGAAAAUUCCUAUCAUUACUAUGCAUUUUAAAGGUGCAGAUGUGAAGUUAGGUCCAUUUAAUACAUUUGUGGCGACAAGUGAUAGCUCUUGGUGCUUUGCUUUUGCUGCAUCAUAUGGUGUACCAAUUUAUGGGAAUAUUGCACAGAUGAAUUUCUUGGUGGGAUAUGACUUAAAGAGGAGGCAUAUAUCUUUCAAGGCUGCUGAUUGCUCUAAACAGUCGCAUUAAAUGAGAGUUUAGCAAUUGAUGUAUUAUCCAAUUAUCCGAAAUUUUAAAGUUAUAUAUUUUGUUUUCGUUAUAAAAA
This is a messenger RNA of Lycium ferocissimum, 1424 nucleotides long. RefSeq names its product aspartic proteinase CDR1-like. The transcript has 2 exons. Bases 23 to 1348 code for a protein of 441 amino acids. Gene Ontology annotation, cellular component: extracellular region. NCBI's taxonomy places the organism in Eukaryota, Viridiplantae, Streptophyta, Magnoliopsida, Solanales, Solanaceae. The record is from RefSeq and is a predicted model, not a curated record.